Molecule: messenger RNA, 798 nt
Organism: Xylaria bambusicola
Lineage: Eukaryota; Fungi; Ascomycota; Sordariomycetes; Xylariales; Xylariaceae
Exons: 4
Coding region: 1-798 (265 amino acids)
Source: RefSeq, a predicted model, not a curated record
AUGGCAGGCGAAGAACAGCUUCAGGACAGGCUAAAGAGGCUCGGUCAAGAGGUGGCCGCUAACUUUACUUAUAAACCAAGGAUCCAACUCCAAGGAUUUGCCGGCCUGGGUCGCCAUGGAGGUACAAUAAUUUUGAGGGAAGAGGCCUCAGCCGAACACGAGGCACGACUGGUAGUGGUCAAAUAUUCUUACGGUUCACUAUCGCCUGACCAGCAGUCAAACGCAGAUAAUGACCUAAGAAAUGAAUAUUAUUGGCUGCAAAGGCUCCGAGGGGCGGAGCAUAUUCUACAAUUGAUGCCAAUGGCGGAUUGCUCGAUCAACCUCCCUGGCACAUCUAAUGGUGAAGCGACUUACGAAGAGUAUAUACGCCUGCCUGACUGCCCAGACGAGCUGGCCAGUAGAGAAAAUCUGUCUGGCUCGGCACUGACCCUGGCGAGGCUGUGCUGCCUAGGUAGCGGGGAGGAUGCAUUGAAGAUUACCAACCGGUCGGUUAUAUACCAAUACACAAAUGACUCAGAUGUCCUUUGUACAAUACAGACUCGAGCACCAGAAGUCUUGAGAGAAAACCAAGUCAUUGAUCCGAAGUUACGGCAUAUGCUAGUCAAAUGUUUGGCAUCUUCCGCGCGUGCCAAGCCAUCACUCCAAGAGGUUCUCGACGAGACAGAGAGUGCAAUACGUGACGAAAAUCCCGAUCACCAGCAACUCCUGACUCAAGAAGCAAUCAACUUAGGAGGCUCUGAAACAGACAAAUAUAUUCGAGAAAUCCUGUAUACCUUUCUUUAUGGUAGAACUAGAUAG